GGGCACAGCAACAUUCGAACAAGUGACGUUUUCGAUUAAUCCUGAAUCAUGACUGCUUUACCAAGUGCGAAGAUUGCCUUCGUCACCGGUGCCAAUGGCAUCAGCGGGUACUCUAUAAUCGAGCACCUGGUACGCCAGCCUAAGGAGGAGUGGUAUGACUGACACCCAAUUUGCGCUUGAUAGCCUAUGUCCAUCUCAAGGGCCGCAAGAUGCUUACGAGUUUUUCAGGAGCAAGAUAAUCGUGACAUCUAGAAAGCCUCUUCCGAAUGGUUGGACCGACCCGCGAGUAGAAUUCAUAGCAAUAGAUUUUCUCGAUCCGGUCGAGAAAAUUAUUGCCAAAAUACGGGAUAUCUGCGCGGAUGUUACACACGCCUUCUUCACUUCGUACGUCCACAAUGAUGACUUCAGUGUGCUCAGGGAAAUGAAUGUUCCUUUGUUCCGCAACUUCCUCGAUGCAGUGGACGCAGUGUGUCCUUUGCUGCAGCGAGUGUGCCUUCAAACAGGCGGAAAGUACUACGGUGUGCACCUGGGACCGGUGAAGGUGCCCCUGGAGGAGUGGUUUCCUCGGUAUGACGAUAAGGGAUACAAUUUCUACUACCCUCAGGAAGACUAUUUGAAGGAAGUUCAAAGUCGACGGAAGAGCUGGUCGUACAACAUCAUUCGUCCCAAUGCUAUCAAUGGCUACGCACCUCAUGCAAAUGGAAUGUCCGAGGUGUUGACAAUUGCUAUUUACAUGUUGAUCUGCCGAGAGUUGAAUCAACCUGCAGCAUUCCCAGGAAACAAAUACUUCUGGAACUCCAUUGAUGAUAACUCUUAUGCUCCAAGCCUUGCAGAUCUCUCGGUAUGGGUUGCCAGUCAUGAUCACUGCAAAAAUGAGGCCUUCAACCAUGCCAAUGGUGACGUAUUUGUGUGGAAGUAUAUCUGGCAGGACUUUGCUGCCUAUCUUGGUCUUGAGGUUCCCGAACCUAAAUUUGAGAAGGCUGGUGGACAAGCUACUACUUUGGCCAACGAGAUCAAUAUGGUUGAAUGGGCCAGAGAUAAGCGUUCUAUUUGGGAGCAAAUUGUCUCCAAGUAUGGUGGCAAGAUUGAGGCCUUCGACUGGGCUACUUGGGGGUUUAUGAACUGGGCCACGGGCAAAUCCUGGCUGACAAUCUCGUCCAUAAAUAAGGCGAGGAAAUUCGGAUGGCAGCGGAACGAUAAGACACUGGACACCUGGGUUGAGACCUACCGGUCCUUCGAGAACGCUGGUGUCCUUCCACCUCGGCGAGCGUUAACUCAAUAAAGCCAGGUCCAAGCAAUUUUAAGUGAGCAUUUUACAUGAGCACGUGAAGUUGGUUAUAGGCUAUCCUCUACUUUUGAACGUCAAGUUACCAUUAUCAAAAGGGCGAUUAGAGGACUCGUUUUAUACGCCAAGUCGAGAAAUUUCUUCAAUUUCUAGGUUUUAUUUGAGGUAUGCUACCAACCCGAACUUGACCUUGGGAAAAAUCCAAGAUACCAAAGGGAAUUAAGGUACAAGCUUCGCCCUGCUCGAUCAAACAUCCGUAUAUUCGUAUAGAAACCUAUCUAUUCCUGACAUCAGUAUAUAUCAGAUUACAUAAUAUACAUAUAUUCUCGAG
Aspergillus novofumigatus IBT 16806 is the source of this 1616-nucleotide messenger RNA. RefSeq names its product SDR family oxidoreductase. The transcript is spliced from 4 exons. NCBI's taxonomy places the organism in Eukaryota, Fungi, Ascomycota, Eurotiomycetes, Eurotiales, Aspergillaceae. Bases 155 to 1282 code for a protein of 375 amino acids. The record is from RefSeq and is a predicted model, not a curated record.